Limulus polyphemus (Atlantic horseshoe crab) is the source of this 7965-nucleotide messenger RNA. RefSeq names its product transcriptional activator cubitus interruptus-like. Gene Ontology annotation, biological process: regulation of transcription by RNA polymerase II. The transcript has 16 exons. Gene Ontology annotation, cellular component: nucleus. The coding region runs from base 600 to 5315 and encodes 1571 amino acids. Gene Ontology annotation, molecular function: RNA polymerase II cis-regulatory region sequence-specific DNA binding; DNA-binding transcription factor activity, RNA polymerase II-specific. The record is from RefSeq and is a predicted model, not a curated record. NCBI's taxonomy places the organism in Eukaryota, Metazoa, Arthropoda, Merostomata, Xiphosura, Limulidae.
UGUGAUGUCUUUAUCGAGCGGCUGAGAGCACUUGGUGAGCUACCAGAGAAAAUUGGGGUAAAACACGUUAGUGUUGCAGAAGGCAAGGUCUCGAAGAACGUUUUCGUUACAGUGAACGGGCAAGACGUCUGCGGUUUGUUCUCGGGAUAGUGAUCAAAUACUCAAGACUCAUUGACGUUACUCGUGAUAUCCAGUGAAUUCAGAGCUGACUGUGGUGGUUCAGCGGGUUGUAUUAAGCCUCAAAAACGUUUUAAUUAUCAGAAAGCCGUAGUUGGUGAAGUUGCCACAAGAUCCCCAUUCCCUCCUUCAGAAUCCGUUACAGGAUUACAAACCGGGGUCAGUGUUUGGGUAGAGUACAGAGAGGCUGAUCAAGUCGAAGUAAUCGAACUAGUGAAACGUGUGUGUCUGACGUCUGAAAUCUGAAGCCAUAAAGUGUGUCUCGGGACUCAAUGACAUCUAGGAAGGUCGGAGUAUAACCUGUUUAUAAGUCCGUUUAAAAGUGGAUUUAACAUAGAAGUUAUGCGGAAAUGAAUUUAAACAAAAAACAGACAAGUAAUAUCCACGAUCAUGGACUUUAUUUGUGAAGUACUGGCUGUCUGAUGGAACCACAUUUUGGCCUCCCACUACAGUUCCCGAGUGCCUUCGCCACAGUUCAUGCGCCAAUUCCUGUGGAUCAGAGGACGCAUGAGGGCCGUUAUGUGUGGGAGCCACGGCUACACUCCCUGCACCAUCCGUCUCCAUCUGGACUUGCUGGAAAUGGAACAGGUGCUGGAUUGUCAGAUAUUACCUUCCUCUCCCAGCAUCGAGCAGUUCCAAAUGGACAGAUGGAUCCUGGGUUCCACCAUCCAUAUCGUCUCAGUCCAGCCUAUAUGGAGCAGUUAUACAAUUCCUUUCAUUCCAACCCAUCCAUUUCAGUUAGAGGCUUUAGUCCCAUGGACACCCCAGGUCUAACAAUGCAUCCAGACUAUCUGCAUCAAAUGGCAACACUCAACCAACGAGGAUUGGUUGGAGACUUCCAGCCUCUUCUACCUAACUCAGCCGCUGAUGUAGGUUUUUCAGUGGAUAGCUCUAGUCUGAAUAGUCCUAGACCAGGGUUUCGACAUGGAAGGAAGCGUGCUUUGUCCAAUUCACCCUAUUCAGAUGUUUUUGACAUCAAUUCCAUGAUUAGGUUUUCUCCGAAUUCCUUGAUGUCUUUCAUGAAUGGAUCCCGAAGUUCUAGUGCCAGUGGAUCAUAUGGCCAUCUUUCUGCUGGAACCCUGAGUCCAGCAAUGGGCAUCUCACCACCCACUGUUCCUCCACAUCUUCAACAACUCCAUCAACUGAUGUGCCAGGGAGGUCUUGGCUCUUCUGUUGUUUUCCCACCUAACUCUGGCCUUCCACAGCAAUCACUGCUAACUAACCAUGGGUUUGGAGUUCCAGGUAGCUCUGUUGGAACCAUGAAAUUUGAUUCUGGUAUCAAUGUUGUUGGUAGUCGAGAAAUGGCGAGCAACAUAGUUAGCAGCACAGUUGAUUCAGAAGGAAGUAGAAAAAACAAUAUUAAGAAAGAAGCAACAAACAGUUUAGCUGGUGAAGCAUGUAGAGUGGAUGAUGACCGAGAUGUAAGUAUAGACCUCAAAGAUGAACCUGGGGAUUUUGUGGAAACAAACUGUCAUUGGAAAGACUGUGAAAAGGAGUUUGGUACUCAAGAUGAUCUUGUAAAGCAUAUAAAUAAUGAUCACAUCCAUGGAAACAAGAAAUCUUUUGUGUGCCGAUGGGAAGAUUGUUCCCGAGAAGAAAAGCCUUUCAAAGCUCAGUAUAUGCUGGUUGUUCACAUGAGACGGCACACUGGAGAAAAACCACAUAAAUGCACAUUUGAAGGUUGUAGCAAAGCCUACUCUAGACUGGAAAACUUGAAGACUCAUCUUAGGUCUCAUACAGGGGAGAAACCUUAUGUGUGCGAGUUCCCGGGUUGUACCAAGGCAUUCAGUAAUGCUUCUGAUCGGGCCAAACAUCAGAAUAGAACUCAUUCAAAUGAGAAACCAUAUGUAUGCAAGGCUCCUGGUUGUACCAAACGUUAUACAGAUCCAAGCUCACUACGGAAACAUGUUAAAACUGUUCAUGGUCCAGAUUUCUAUGCUAACAAGAAGCACAAAGGUAAUGAAUCUGGGGGAUCUUGGGAAAAGGAUGAUAAACCAUCAGACCCAGGUGAGGGUAGUCCACAUUCUGAUGAUGGCUCUGGCAGUAAAGGCACAGUUUUGUCCAGCCCAAGUGUUAAAUCUGAGAGCCAGGAUUCUCCACACCAUGAUGAAAGCCCUACAAGUGAAGGGACCUCAGAUGUACCAGGUACAGUAGAUCAAACUCUGUAUAAUGGCCCAAUCAGCGAUAACAGUGUUUCUACCACUAGUGGUCCUUUGGAGGGAUUAGAGAUGGACAGUGCUUGGGAAGUUGUGGACAAUCAAACUGUAGAGUUAGGAGAACACUCUCCAGGUGUUGCUUGUGUUACUUCAAGUGGACAGAAUGGAGAAGCUGAAAGGAAUGUACAUAAUAGGUUAAAAAGCAGGUUUCUGUCAACUUUUAGAUCAGGAGUCUCUUGGCUGCCAAACAUUUUACCAUCAAGAACAGGUUUGCCUAAAGGAAGAAGUGUCAUGGGUUUUCGAAAAACAUCUGGAAACUUGAAACUUCCCAGUAUUUGCAGUGACAAUAAUACUGGCAAUAAGAGUAUGAUAGACUUGUCCUACUCUCAGAACCAAGGUUGUCAAUCUCAGCAGACUACCUUAACCACUAGGAGAGACAGUAGCAGCACACUUAGUUCUUUCUAUGGCAGUAUGGGCUCUGAUAACAGCUCUCAACCAGUCAGCAGUGACAUUUCUGGGAGACAUGAAAGCCAAGAAUCUUGUGCCUCUCAGAGUGUUGUUGGCCUCAGUUCUCCUUAUGAUCCUAUCUCUCUUGGCAGUUCAUGUCAUUCAAGUGAAGUCGAUGGUUUGACAGGUUUGUCAGCAGGUAUGACAGCACAUUUGCAGAAGCUUCACUCUCGUGCUUUAGUAUCCCAACACCUGAUAAACACAAACAACUUGGUUGUACAGAGACAGAGCAAUUCUAGUGAUGGAAGGUCUACCAGAGGAUCUCAAACCAGCAUCUCAACCAGAAAUCAGUUUCCUGCAGAAGUACUAACACAUUCAAGUUGCCAAACCAAUGAACCACUAAAGCCUAUUACCCAAAACAGAGGUGCUCCACCUCAUGCCUGCAACAUUAGUAGACUUCAACCAUUACCACCUAUUGGUCAGUCAAGAUGUAAUAAAGGUGAAGAACAGUCUAUGGGACAAGUAAAACAAUUUCAUCCCAACCAUAAUGUUGUUCUGGAGGACUGGGCAGAAGAUAAGCCUAUUGAAGCAAACCAGGAUCUUGUAAUUCCUGAUGAAAUGGAGCACUACCUCAAAGAAACAGCUGAACAAACAAAAAAGGGUGGUAAUCGUCCAUCUUCACGACUGAGCCAAGCUGUGUCCAGUGUCAGUCAAUAUGACGAUCUUUCUCAGCAGGCUUCACACCACAAGAAAUUCCAGAAUAGAGAUAACCCAGAGUGGGUGACAAUGUCACAUAGUACUGGUCAAAAAUUUGUCCCUAAACCAACAUACAGUGAAGAUACUGCAUCUUCAACAAGCAAGAAUACAAACACACCACAGAGUCACCAACAAGGUUCUCAUGUUCCACAGCCAAUUGCCCAGUACUGUUGUAAGAGUUCUCACACUCACCAGUCAACUUUGGAAACUUGUCAGCAAAAUGUUUGCAUUCCUCAGGUCUAUCAGCAACAAUCCCAAUAUUUAAAUCAUCACUCAUGCAGCCAUGAGAUUAAACUCUGUCAAUCUCAGUGGGAAACUGAAACAAGCCAUGAUGCUACUCACUCCAGCCUCUCUAAAGCUCAGGUCCCUAGAACUGACUGCUAUUCUUUAAAUGGUAACAAUAGUCAACUUGGAGUUUCCUGCCAACCAGUGGCAGAAAAUAAUCCACCUAAAGCUUCUGUAACUAAGCAAAGCCCAUUGAAUGUGCAGCAAUUAAUGUUUACUCAUAAUCAACCAAAUAGUUAUUUGUCUCAUAAUGAUCCUUACAGUAACUACAUUCCUCAGACUUGCCACCAGAUGUCUGUGGGAAUGAACACAAAUGGAAACUCUUUACAGAGAUCUAACUGGUCAUUAAGUCAAUACUGUUCAUCUAACAAUAGCUUGAAGGAUCAGAUGUGUGGUCACAUGAAUCAGUGUCAUUCUUCAGGUAAUUCUUUCCAUGGUCAGUUGGUUAAACAAUGUCAACAAAACAUUGGUUCCCCAAAUCAGUUUGUUCCUCAUACGGGUCAACAGUGCAUUUCUGAUAACAUUUUUCAAAGCCAGUUAAUAAGUCAUGAGUGUCCUCCAAACAAUGGUUUACAAAACCAUAGGGGCCAAGUCAUUCAACAAAAUCCUUCUAAUAGUGUAGUGGAGAAUCAAUUAUGUCAACCAUAUCCUUCAAAUAAUGGUGUUCAGGGUCAAUUUCAUCAACAUUUUUCAUCAAAGAAUGUUGUACAAGGCCACUCAUUAGGUUAUUCGUGCCAUCUAGAUAGUUCUCUUCACCCUAAUAACAGUGGUCGACCAUAUUACCAACAGAAUGUAGAAAAUGAAUCUUCUAUUCACCCAUUGAUAGCUAAUAAAUCCCAUGUUCAAGAAAUCAAACAGAUAUGUCCUCUACAAUCUUGUUCUGCCACAGGCCCACAAAAGAAUUGCGAAAAUGUGUCAUAUCAGCUCCCCAAAGACAAAGACUUUUCAUUUGGUAUGAUGCUUCCUAUUCAUACACCCAUUCAGCCUUCUUAUUCUCAUCUGACACAAGCCUGCAAAUCUUGCUGCCGCUCCCAGUCUGAGAUUCAGUGUAGAAAUGUCAGUCAAUCAUCUCGGGCAUCCAUGCAUUCUGAUGCUUACCAGAGAACUUUGGAGUAUGUUCAGCAGUGUCAACAGAUGACAUCCAGUAAUGAGCAGUGUGUAGAUAAUGUAAACAAUAGCUACCUCAUUCCUGUUAUACAAUCUGUUAGUGAAAGCUCCUGUCAAAAGAUAGAGCUCUCUCCAAGAGUCAGUAGCACAACAGAUUGCCAAGAUGGUCAGUUGCUACAAACUCGAAGCUUAAAUAAAAAAGCAGACUAUUCAUCUUGCACCACCAGCCAAGCAUCAGAAGUUAGCCAAUGUUCACAAACUCCUAGUUGUCUAAAUAGUAAACCCCAUACCCCUUUCUUUACUACUAAUAAUAUGGUGAUUAAUGACAUGAGCUCAUCUUUGACAUCAUUGAUGGAAGAAACUUGUUACUUAAGGUUGAUGCAGUAAUUUAAUUUGUGCCACUUCAUCAUAUUUCUUUGUAAAAGAAAAAAAACUCUAUGUCUUACCAGCUAGCUGUGGCUUUUUGGUUCUGUUAGGAUCUUGGGAAGUAUUGGUGUUUAAUCAUCCAAGCUAUCCUAGUUGUUGGAAGGCUUACCAACAUUUGUUUCUUGCCAAGUAGUGUAAAUAAUAUGGUACAUUUUUAUGUACACAGUUUUGUAUAUUGAGGUUGGGAUGGAUGAGAAUAUUAGCUCUUGAAAUGUUUGUGAUGUUUUGUUGUCCAGGUUAUUGUAUGGACUCACCCCCACCCCUUUUCUGGGAGGAUAACACAUUAUUAACAAGAGACCAAGAUAAGCUGUUGCUUGAAAAUUGAUAAUAUCUGUGUGUGGUUUAAGUUUAGUUGUUUUCUUUGUAACAUAAUAGUGCCAUUUUAUUGCUUCUGUAUAUUUUCCUGCUCAGUAUCAUUUUUUCAAGGUACUGUAUGCUGCUACUGUGCCAAAUUCUCAUUAAAAAUGUUCAUUUGAUAAAAAUGAUUUUUAAAGCAAAGUUUCUAUGAAAUUUGAAAAUGUAUUUUAGAAGAUUUUUAAUUAAAUUAUGUUAUUUGUUAAAGAAGACAAGUAUACAUUUUUCAUGCCAUAUUUCAACACCCCAUUUUGCUUCCCUUAAUCUGAUUGUUUGUGCUACGGAAUCUUAUUGUUAUUGUAUUUUCUAAUCGUAUUAUUAGGGGUUUUAUUAUUGUAUACAAAACGUUGUGUUUAAAGAUAAGUCAAUUUUCAUAUCAACAACUGGGCUAACUGUGUAGCAAAUUGUGUACGUUUUUCAAUUGUAUAUACAUUUGUAUAGCGAGUACGAAAUGAUGUUUAUAAGACGCCUCAGAUAAUUCUAUAAUAUGGCUGGUAUUUGAAAAAACGGAAAUGAGAAAGGCACCAUUAAUUUAUUUGCUCGCAUGUUUUGUUAAAUCAAAGCUGUGUAAAGAGAAAAAUCAAGACUUGAUGUCAGAGAUGUACAAUAAUUAUCACCUUAUUGUUAUAUUUCUUCUUCUUACACUAGAAUAUACUAAAGUUUUUUAUCAUUCCCGACUGUUUGAAGGUAAGCUUGACAAUAGAAAUAGGAUAACAUAGUUACUUUAAAGUCUAAACAAUUCUGCCUAUUAAAUAGUCUAAAUUAAUCUGUACUGAAAGAAAGUAUAUGGUGUACAAUACUUACAUUUUAUCCUUAGCUUAAACAAUACCAGAGGUGUCCCUAGGCACUGGCACAAGGGACCCGUGCCCUCAAUUAUAUUUGAUAGUGCCCCGAAUCCCCCAGUUGGUGUCUUGAAAAAUCAUUAUAGAAAACCACACUGAAACACCGAAAAUUCCUGCGAAAAUUAUGGGCUCAAUCGCCGAAUCUUUUAAUCACCCAGCGACGCCUCUGAUCAAUACAGAAAUAUUUAACUUCUUUAGCAGAUAUAAACUUACAUUAACCUUUAAUAACACAAAUUGAAACAUGUUUUAGGAAUUUAUAAACUCUUAAGGACAUUUUUGUGAUUUAAAUUUUUUAUACUUGGAAAACCUUUGCUCAUCAAUAUAUUGUUCUACGAAGAAGCUUAAACUGCAUUUGUUAUUAGAAUUAGUUUUUUUAUCUAUCACUUUUUUCCUGUGUUCUUAUAUAUUGCUACAAUAGGGCGUUUUGCAAAAUCGGUAAAGUAAUGUUACAUUUUGACCAGCAAGAACUAAAAUCAGCCUAAAAAAAACCUUUUCAACUUCAUGUAUGCUGUUUUGUAAAACUUGUUCGUUAGUUUGUUUGUAAUUAAGCACAAAGCUGCACAAUGGGCUAUCUGUGCUCUGACCACCACGGGUAUCGAUACCUUGUAAGUCCGCAGACAUACCGCUGGUCACUGGGAGGCUUGUUCGUUAGAAAUUUCCAUUAAGACUUAAAGUAGCUAUUGAAGUUUUGUUUUAUACUCAAAUGGAUGAAUAGAACCUUUUUAUAUAGUAAAUUUUUUAAAGUGAAACGUAAAAAGUUAUUAACACAAUCUUAUCAAAUUUUAAGCAUUUAUGAACAAGCCAGCACAUCACACCUUUGUGCAGUUUUGUACGUAUCAUAUAUUUUUUUAUCUUCGUUGAGGUACUUGUUUGAAUGCCAAUUUACAGAAAAACUUGUACGCUUGUAUAUUUCGAAUAUUCAUAUAUACCUUUUACUUUACCAUGUUUGUACAGCGAGUUACUGUUGUGUAUCACAAAAACCACUUUAUACCAGCAGCUGAAGUUCAAACGUAUCGUAAGUGCCUUUUCUUGCUAUGAUAAUCUAAUGGUAGAGAAUGAAAAAGUCAAAAGUAUUUACAGCAAAUAUAAAAAGGCAGUAGGAUAUUUCAAUAUUUCGUCGUCUGCAAUAUAUUCGAUAUUUUUUUUUAUAAAUGUUACUAAUUAAAUUUAAACAAAUACCAAAUUUUAAUAUAGUGUGUAUUCACAGUUGUAUAUGAAAUUUAUACAGAAAGUGUUAACAAAAAUAGUCGUUGAACUUUGUCAUUAUUCUACCAUGAUCGAUGUAUCGGUCUAAAAUCAAAGAAACGUAAUCAUAUGGUUUAGCUAGGAAUGAUUUUAACGCCUAUAUAUUGGCAUGGUUAGUUUUUUGUUUAUGUUGGGUAUACAUGAUGAAAUAAACUGGAAGGUUGAUUUUA